AUGCGUCCAUCGUACCACGAAGUCAAGUCGCCGGUCGCACUCAGCACGGAUGUGCCGACGCUGCACCCGUCCGAGACGGCGUCGUGGACAGCCCGAGUGACGCUGUCGUGGUUGAGUCAUCUCUUGCGCCGCGGCGCCAAGACGCCGCUCCAAGAAGACGACGUGUGGCCUGUUCGACGCGCCGACUCGGCGGCAGCACUCGCAGCACGCUUCCAAAUGCAGUGGCGCGCCGAGCGCCAAAUGCCACAGCCUUCCUUUGCCAGUGCGCUUCUGCGCACGCUUCGCUGGGAGUUCAUCUCGGCCGUGAGCCUCUACUUUGCCUCGACGUUUCUCUCGUUAUCGCAGCCCAUCUUGAUCAAGUCGAUCUUGCAAGUCCUCACGGGCAAGACGUCGGCCGUUGGUAUCGCAUCGGGCUACGUGCUCGCUGUCCUACUCACGCUCGCAACGCUCGUCUCCGUCACGGCGAUCGACUAUGGCCAGUCGUGGAUGACGUCCAUCGGCGCAAACGCGCGGUCGAUCGGAAUGGAUGCAGUCUUUACCCACAGCCUCGCACAGUCGUCGGCGCGGGUUGCCUCGUCGGGCGACGUCGUCACGCUCGCGUCCGUUGACGCCGAGCGGCUCUACCUCGGGUACCUCUUUGUUGCGUGGACACUGACUGUGCCCGUGACGCUCGUCUGCAUAUUUGUGCUGCUCGGUACGGAGCUCGGCGUGUGGCCCGCACUCGCUGGCGGUGUCGCGAUGUUAAGCAUGCUCUACCUUGGGUACGCGUCGGCGACGUCGGUUGGUCAGGUCCGCGCGCAGCUCCUUUCGACGCAAGCGCAGCGUCUCAAGCUCACGAGCGAGGCGCUGGCCGGCGCCCGCGCGCUCAAACUAAACAGUUGGGAGUGCCAUCUCGAGGACGCGAUCACUCGCACGCGCGCCAUGGAGCUGACGUACUUGCAGACCUACCAGAAUCGCCGCAUCCUCAACAUGGUCGUGCUCUCCGUCGCGCCGGUCUUGUCGCUCGCGCUCUGUCUUGGCGUCUACGUGGCCCAAGGCAAUACUCUGUAUGCGGCGAAAGCAUUCGUAGCGCUUGCCUAUAUCAACAACGCGCGCCAUCCGUGCACGGUCUUUGCAAAUGCCGUCGUCUCGGUCGCUGAGGCCAAGGUGUCGGCGAAGCGCAUUGGCGAUUUUUUGCUGCAGGACGAACUUCCGUCAUUAAUGCCACCGUCAACCGCGCCAACUCCACCGGCAUGCACGGUCAAGAUCGCAGAUGGCGACUUUGGCUGGUCGUCGCCGGAAGACGAUGCUACCUUGACGCUGUCCAACAUCAACCUCCACCUCGCCCCUGCCUCGCUCACGAUCGUGGUCGGCGCUGUUGGCAGCGGCAAGUCCAGCCUCGUCUCGGCCCUCCUCGGCGAGAUCCACCAAGUGCGCGGCACCCGCCACGUCAGCGGCAACGUCGC
Saprolegnia parasitica CBS 223.65 is the source of this 1445-nucleotide messenger RNA. RefSeq lists its product as hypothetical. Gene Ontology annotation, biological process: transmembrane transport. The annotation marks the transcript as partial. The transcript has a single exon. Gene Ontology annotation, cellular component: membrane. Gene Ontology annotation, molecular function: ATP binding; ABC-type transporter activity. Lineage: Eukaryota; Oomycota; Saprolegniomycetes; Saprolegniales; Saprolegniaceae. The record is from RefSeq and is a predicted model, not a curated record.